Colletotrichum paranaense is the source of this 510-nucleotide messenger RNA. RefSeq lists its product as uncharacterized. The transcript is spliced from 2 exons. The annotation marks the transcript as partial. NCBI's taxonomy places the organism in Eukaryota, Fungi, Ascomycota, Sordariomycetes, Glomerellales, Glomerellaceae. The record is from RefSeq and is a predicted model, not a curated record.
UCUUCCCUCCCGCCUGCCGCAAAGCAGGGCAUCUUCCAGGGUCACCUGCGGGUCCCCUUUCCCCCCACCCCAUCGUCCCCCGAAUCACAAGGUCUCCCAGCGCCAUGGGCCCCCAUGGACAUCCAAAAGACGCCAGCCCAGAAUGCGCCAGAUGCGCCAGAUGCCCCAAUCCUGAGCCAGCCGGAACCCUCCCAAGUCCCAACGGGUGGUGACCUUGUGCUGUCCGUCCUGGGAAGCUGCAGCUUGCAUCUGCAUCCAGCAGCAACCCGGGCAGCAGCGGCGGCGUUCGUCUUGCGUUUCUCCAAAAAAAAGAUCUCCAACCACAACUUUCCCAUUUCUUCCCUCUUUCUUUUCUUCAUUAUCUUCAUCGUCCCGCCCACAACUCCACGUCCUGUCGCACACAUCCCGGCACAUAGCAACCCCGAAGCCCCGAGAUCUUCCUCCCCUCCCAAAGAUACCAUACUCCCCGCAGCUGUUGCUAUCGCCAACAGAAACCAAGAAGAAACGUAA